AUGGCUGGGGACAUGGUGGUCGGGAUGCUGUACAACUUAUUACUGCCGCUUAGCCUGCUAGCUGCUGCGUCUUUCCGAUACAACGGAUUGUCCGUGGUCUACUUCCUGUUUCUACUCACCUUGCCGCUGAUGCCGAACCCAAGUCUGCUCACGAUGAAGGGCAACACGGGGCAGUUCCUACGUGGGAUCAUCUACACGAGUUUGACAUUUCUCAGCCUGCAGUGCUUCAUGCAGAUCCCCUUUGCCUACAUCACCCCACAGGUUAGCGGCUUCUGGGAGGAUUUCCUCUACCACGUCGGCAUUGUGAGAUUGAGCCGCGUCGACCCGGGCAACAUCGUACGCCUCCUGGCGCCAGACGCGGGCCUUCUCGUCGCCGCUCUCUUCAUACUGAGACUUCUCAGAAAGCUACUUCGAGCGGCACCUCAGGUCAACCUCCACGAGAAUGGGAUCCGGCCCUCUGACUCUGAGGACCCGGAGACCUCCGACGCGGAGUCCGACGGAGGGAGCGAACGCUCCGAGAGCUCGGACGAGAGCACGGCGCCGCUCGAAUCUGUCCCGCCGCAGUUUGUUCAGAAGCUGCUGACGUUUGCGGCCGGCUUGAGGCUGCUGUUAUCCGCUAUGAUGGACACGGCGGGGAAAGCGGUUGUGACUUUCCUGCUGGGACUGGCAGGUAUCGCUCUUCCGUCGCUUACCUCUGGCGUGUACUUUGCGACGUUCCUCGGACUGGCGUGGUGGUGGGCGAUCGGCCGGUCGACGGGCCUGCUCCUUUUCAGCUCGCUGUGUGCGAUGAUGACCGUCUUCAGUGGCGGGCACCUUCUCGUGCUCUACGUCUACCAGCUGCCCGUGUCCCAGCAGCUGGUGCCGCCUGACGAUGUCUACGCAAGGUUGUUUGGAAUGACAGGAGUGAUCCGAACCAACGGUUCUGACCCGUACACGCUCGGUCUGCGGCCCGACGUCGGCUGGCCCGACUUCGUCAACCCUUUUGUUCUGCUGCUGCUUUAUUACACGCUAGUUACGCUGCUGCACAAAUGGGUCCAAAUCACAGACGAGGACAACGGCGAUGGCGAAGAGAGUCGGCCAUCCACUCCAGACGCUGCCCCGAGCUUCUCCGGAGUCGUGUACAUCUCAGGAGAUAAGCAUGAUCUUUUGAGCGGCGCGGAGGAGGAAACAUAUCGACCUAAUCGGGCGAUCGUGUUCACGAGGGGCGGUUCGUGGCAAGGCGUCUACGGAGAGGAUCAAGGAAGCCGGCUCGGGCGUGCCGGCUACACCGACCGUUUGCCUCUCCCGCAGUAUGAAGAAGGCAAACAUUCGCCGUCACGUGAUAGCCAAGCUGAAACGGAGAGGACCGGCCAGUCCUCGGCGAGUCUGACAGAAACCUCUGCUCCCGAUUCAGGCCCGAGCGGUCUGGUCGUCUUCGGAGGACUGGUCCAGAAACACAGCUACGUCAGUGGCCUCAUUAUCAUGAUGGUCUGGAGUAUCACCUACAACAACUGGCUGACCUUUGCCCUGCUGGUUUGGUCCUGCGUCAUCUGGAUGAUGCGAGACAGGCGCCGGUAUGCCAUGAUGUCCGCCCCCUUCCUGGCCGCGUACGGUACAGUUCUCCUGGUUUUGGGCUUCGUCAGCGGAUUGCGCCUGAGCCGGGGCGAGCUGUACCCCGGUCUGCCCCCGGCCGUCAUCGAGGAUUUUGACCUGAACGGGUAUCACCCCGCACCUUGCAUCCACUUGGGAUCGAAGGUUUUCUACAGCUUCGCCUUCUGGUUGAUGUUUCGUCAGCAGCUGAAGGAAAGACGCGAGGAGCAGAGGUUGAAGGCCAGAUCGCUCGAUGAAGUCAAAGUUAUCCAACCCGAGGAAAACCAGCCAUCUCCGGCGGUGGCCAUGCUGAUCUCUGGAGUCAAAAGCGUCCUGGUCAAAUACUGGAUCUUCUUCUGCUGUUCCAUGUUCUUUGUGGUCAGCUUCUCCGGAACGGUGGUCGUCUACAAGAUUCUUUACAUUGUUCUCUUCCUGUCCUUCGUCGUCCUGUACCAGGUUCGCUUCGACUUGUGGCGCCGGUACCUGAAGACGUUCUGGGCGGUGGUGGUCGGCUAUUCGAUGCUGGUGUUGAUCGCCAUCUACCUGUACCAGUUCCGAAGUGUGUCCGCGCUCUUGCGACAGAGCAUGGGCAUGUCCGAGGACGGUCUUCGAGAUCUGGGUUUGGAACGCUACAACACCAUGGAGCUCUUUGCCCGUAUCCUACUUCCUGCGGCGUUCCUAUUGGCUUGUAUUCUGCAGCUGCAUUACUUCAACUGCGACUUCCUGACCCUCAGUGACCUCGACAAUGUUCCCGUCAGGCAAGUUCCCAGAGAAGAAGAACUCAGACGUUCAGUCAACGUGAUUUCUGACAUUAUUAAAGAAAACAUUGACAAGCUCCAGAAAAGACCGGUCUGCGCCAAACCGGGCAUUCCGGCGCAGCAACAGCGCGUCCUCGGAGACGCGGAAAACAUAAGCAGUGGGAAAAGUCAGGAGACUCUUGAUAUUGUUGAAAUGACCUCUGAGAUGACCUCAGAAGGGAGUGAUGAGGAGGAGCAGGAGGAAACGAAGCGGGAAGACAAGUGGGUUGUGAUUGUGAACCGGGCCAGCCUGCUGCUCGUUCAGGCUAUCUUAGGCCUCCAGAAACUGCAGGAGCUGUGCUGGAGACUAAUGGAGCUCCACGGCUUCAAACUCGUGUCUUCUGGCAUCAUCUGGGUGUCCUUGAAAGAGGUUUCUCUCAUGAACCUGCUCUUCCUGGUUCUGUGGGUGCUUGCGAUCCCGUUCCAUCGCUUGCGGCCCACGGCAUCCAGCGUGUCCGCCGUGUGGGCCUGCGUCACGGUGGUGUGCAAGAUGUUUUACCAGCUGGAGGUCAUCAAACCCCUCCGCUACUCCUCCAACUGCACCGCAAAUACGGUCCCAUCCAACUCGUCGGGUCCGGACGUUGGUGUUGGAGCGAGCGUGAUGGAGUUGCUCCAGAGGUCCAUCCUCUACGUCGAGCCUGUGGAUCCGGUCUACUGGUGUGGCGCGCUCCUCAAGUGUGAAGGAAGAAUCCUUCCUUGUCUCAGGAAUCAUCUAAUGGUGUUGGGUCUGCUGGCGUUCGAGGCGACCGUCCGUCGGCACCAGCUGUAUUUCCGUAUCCGUAACGACCUGAAGCCGCCGCCCUUCGGCAUCAUCUUCCACGGGAUCACCAGGCAGCGCCUGGACCACGGCAUCGGGCCCUGCGUGAAGUACUUUGUCAACUUCUUCUUCUACAAAUUUGGCCUAGAGGUGAGUUUCAUUGUGGCAGUCAAUGCGAUCGGUCAAAGGAUGGAUUUCUACGCCUUGCUUCACUCCUGCGCUUUGAUGGCGGUUCUGUCGCGGCGCCGCAGGAAGGCGAUAGGAGAGGUGUGGCCUAAAUACUGCGGCUUCACGGCGGGACUCAUAGUGCUGCAGUACUUACUCUGCAUCGGCAUCCCUCCUGCGCUGUGUGUCGAUUACCCGUGGAGGACUGCACUUCAACCUUUGACGUCAAAUGUCAUCAAAUGGUUUUAUAUGCCUGAUUUUGCCAUGAGUCCCAAUCCCUUAUUCAUAUUCUACGACCACCUGUUGCUGCUGUGCUCCUCCUUGCAGUGGCAAGUGUUUGAGGAGGAGAAUCGGGCAGCGGUGCGACUGCUGGCUGGAGACAACGUGGAGAUCAGCCGCAGUCUCGACCCCGGCUCCUGCGACCGCUUCAUACCCGUGGACAACUUCCUUCACUGCAGGUGUUACCUCGACACGGUGAAGGUGUUUGUGUUCAGCUACUUCUUUUGGCUGGUGCUGUGCCUGAUCUUCAUCACGGGCACCACUCGCAUCAACAUCUUCUGCAUGGGCUACCUGGUGGCCUGCUUCUACUUCAUGUUGUUUGGAAGCAGCGUGCUGAUGCAGCCCGUCAAAUAUAUCCUGCGCUUGUGGGACUGGCUCAUUGGCUACACCUGCUUUGUGAUCGCCAUGAAGAACCUCCUCUCUCUCGGUUCGUGCGCCUACUUGGGCAGCCUGUUGAAGAACGGCUGCUGGUUCAUUCAGGCCUUCAGUAUGUUCUGCACCAUAAAAGGCUACGACGUCCCCGAGCCGGACGACGAGUGUGAGCUGCCCGAGGGCGAGGCCGGCAUCGUGUGGGAUGCCAUCUCUUUCACCGUCCUUUUAGCGCAGAGGAGGGUCUUCCUCAGCUACUACUUCCUCUACGUGGUGGCCGACCUCAAGGCCGCCAAGAUAUUGGCCUCCAGGGGUGCCGAGCUGUUUGAGGCCAAGGUCAAAAAGCAGGUUGCGGCUCGGCUGGAGAUGGAGAAGAAAUCUGUGCAGACCCUGAAGAAACAGAUGGAGAAGAUUAAAUCCAAACAGAGGAGUCGGCCGCCGCCGGCAGACAAAGCGGGGCUUCCGGUUGAUCCCGAAUCAGAGAGACUGGGGGACGAAGAGAAGGCAAAGAGGGAUGCAGGAAAAUGGUGGAAGCCUUGGGUCUCGCGGCCCGGAGUGGAAAACAACUGUGGCUACCACCUGUUUGAGAGUGACAGUGAGGAGGAGGACGAGGAUCCAGAGAAGAAAGAUGAGGAACCCCCAAAGAAGAAAUCUGCUUUUCAGCUGGCUUACAACGCCUGGGUCACGAGCUCCAAAACAGCUUUGAAGGACCUGAGCAGAGAGAAGAGGCGAAUGGAAAAAGAGGAGAAGAAGAGAGCGACGAGAGAGCUUCAGGCACAGCAGAGUUUUGACAGAAUGGACUCAAGCGAGGACGACCUUGACGAAAGCAUAGCGGAAGGGCAAGGGGAAGAAGAUAAAGAAAACGUUCUACAGCGGAUCAUCAACACCCUGAAAUUUGGCAUGGUGUUUUUGCAGUCGCUUCUUGACGACUCGACUCAGGGUCUCAACUCGUUGUGCAAAGACAACCUGGACAUUUCCAAAGUGCUUCUCUUUGAGAGAGCACUACUCGGCCAGCAGCAGAAGAAGGGCAGAGAGGUGAGCCGGCAGAGCGUGAAGCGGUAUUAUGAGAGCCGGUUGUCCCGUCACAACACAUGGUCCUCACAAGAAGACCCACAAGACUCGCUGCCUCCUUCCUCACCGCCACCCGCCCUGCCCUCCUCCCGCCACGCCUACGCCAAACUCAGGAGCCAAGCUUCCAAGCUGUCCUGGGCCAGCAGCCUCUCCAGCUGUACGACGGAGGAGACCGUGCUGGGCUCCCGGCAGCCGACCCAGGAGGAGCUCGAUGAACCUCCGCUCGCGGCGGCGGCUUCCGACCAUCUCGGAAGGAGGCUGCGGAAAUCGGCCCGUGUCGACUGGACCUCCUAUGAAGCCGAUGAGCUCUCACCAAGCUUUGAGGCGAACGCCAUUGAAAAAGAAGAAGCUGUAGGGGAAGGGGAGGAUGAAACGCGGUGUGGAAAAGAGGUGUCAGAUGAAACGGAGCAACGGCAAGAUGAGGGUGUCGAGGGGGAGGAGCCCGACGGCGAAUCCCAGCAAACUGAGGACCCGGAACGCACUUCUCCUGGCUUCAGGGAGGACAUCGCAGAAAUCGGUACGGAUGCCUCUGAUGUUCCACGACCACUAAGUCAGGAAAGUAGGAACCUCACUGCCAGCGAGCUGCUGCUCAACAAAAUGUUUGACGACGACGAGAUCUCAGCGUCCGACAGGUUUUUCCUUACCCUUCCGAGGCCACUGAAGCUGAUCUUUGCCCUCUACAACACCACGGUGUCCAAGUCGGAGAUGCUGUGCUACUUUGUCAUCAUCCUCAACCACAUGGUGUCGGCGUCGCUUCUCAGCCUCGUCCUGCCGAUCCUCAUCUUCAUGUGGGCGAUGCUGUCUGUGCCCCGGCCAAGCAAACGCUUCUGGAUGACCGCCAUCAUCUACACCGAGCUGAACGUGGUGGUGAAGUACUUCUUCCAGUUCGGUUUCUUCCCGUGGACCACUACUGCCUACCGAGGCAUCAAUGCCGAGCGUCCCUUCGCCCUGCCCAACAUUAUUGGCGUUGAGAAGAAGGAUGGCUAUGUGCUUUUUGACCUCAUUCAGCUGCUCGCCCUGUUCUUCCACCGCUCUAUUCUCAAGUGCCACGGGCUGUGGGACAACAAGGAGGUGGAGAUGCCCGAUUUCUUCAAGAAGCUAAAGAAGAAGGUGGACAAGAAGAAAAUGACCGGAGGCGAAAAGGAGAAACAAGCACGCCGACUCAAGUUCCUCCCCCUCCGGUCGUCCACCGCCUCCAUCUUCCGGAAGCUGAAGAAAGGCAACUCUGCAGAAUCCGACGGAGGCAAGCCCAAGAGGGAGAACAAGAGGAACAAGAAGAGACGGCGUCGGCAAAAGGCGCCUCUGACCAGGAAGCAGCGGAUCAGGCAGCUCAUCAGAGAGAGGAUGCUUCAAACUAAAACCGCCAUCAUUGAAGUAGCCCUUCACAUCUACUUACCCAUAAGGCAGUUUUUCUACGACAUCAUCCACCCAGACUACAGUCCCGUGUGCGACGUCUACGCCCUCAUGUUUCUCAUCGACGUCGUCAACUUCAUCGUUACCAUAUAUGGAUACUGGGCCUUUGGGAAAUACUCCGCGGCGGCCGACAUCACCGAGUCCCUGUCUGAGGACCAGGUCCCUGAAGCCUUCCUGGUCAUGUUGCUGAUCCAGUUCGGUACCAUGAUUGUGGACCGGGCCCUCUACCUGAAGAAGUCUCUGCUGGGAAAGUGCGUUUUCCAGGUGGUGUUGGUGUUCGGCAUACACUUCUGGAUGUUCUUCAUCCUACCCGGGGUCACUGAAAGGAGGUUCAACCGCAACCCAGUCGCCCAGCUGUGGUACUUUGUCAAGUGCGUUUACUUUGGCCUUUCUGCGUACCAGAUCAAGUGUGGCUACCCGAAUCGCAUCCUGGGGAACUUCCUCACGAAGAACUUCAACUACCUCAACCUCUUCCUCUUCCAAGGGUUUCGCUUGGUCCCCUUCCUGACAGAGUUAAGGGCCGUGAUGGACUGGGUGUGGACCGACACCACUCUGUCACUGUCCAGCUGGAUCUGCGUGGAAGACAUCUAUGCGAAUGUAUUCAUCCUCAAGUGCUGGAGGGAGUCUGAAAAAAAAUUCCCCCACCGGCCAGGACAGAAGAAGAAGAAGGUGGUGAAAUACGGGAUGGGAGGAUUCCUCAUCUUUGUCCUCAUCGGCAUCAUCUGGUUUCCUCUGCUCUUCAUGUCUCUCGUCCAAUCAGCAGCCGGCGUCACAAAUCAGCCCGUUGACGUCUCCAUCCAGUUGAGCAUCGCUGGAUAUGAGCCUCUGUUCACCAUGAGCGCCCGGGAACAGAACUUGGUUUCCUACUCAGAAGCGGGAUUCGACCGACUCACCAAAGUCUACGCAACCUACCCAUCCGCAAUGCAGUUCAUAAUGAACUACGAGGCUGAAGACAUCGUUGUUGCCAAGAUCAAGAGCGACGCCAGCCUGCUUUGGAGCAUCAGCCCGGCCAGUCGGGAGGCCAUGAUGGAGGAGCUCAGCGACUCCCCUCAUUUGUACGUGACGCUCCGCUGGACACUGCUCAGAAACGCGUCCAUAUCGAUGAACGCCAAGACGGUGGGAGAGCACACGGUGAAGUUUGAGGACGAGGCCUUGAAGGAAGGAAUAGUGCGCAUGCUCAAAGGAGACAGCGGCAAACACGUGAUCAUCAACUCUCUGCUGCCCAAGUUCCUCAGGGGUCCCAAAGGACCGGAGUCCAAAAUGGCAACCAGGAUGAACGUAGGUCCGACUGAGCGUCCAGAGCUCCUGGCUUUCUUCAGGCCCCUGUCCAUCAAACUCCGAAAGGUCAACGGCACUUCGGAGCGGGAGGCGGACCAGUGGUGGACGGUACGGGAGUGCUCCCCGGCCCACGUCUUCUCGCCACACGAGUGCGACAGCAUUGAGAUCGUGGUGUUCAGCGACAAAGUCAGCCCGGCCAGUCUGGGCUUUUUGGCUGGACACGGCAUCGUGGGCCUCUACAUGUCGGUGGUGUUGGUGAUCGGCAAGUUCGUGAGGGAGUUCUUCAACGGCAUCUCGCGCUCCAUCAUGUUCGAGGAGCUGCCGUGCGUGGACCGCGUCCUCAAGCUGUGCACGGACAUCUUCGUGGUGCGCGAGACCGGCGAGAUGGCGCUGGAGGAGACGCUCUUUGAGAAGCUCAUCUUCCUCUACAGAUCCCCCGAGACCAUGAUCAAGAUGACCAGAGAGAAGGACGGCUAG
Molecule: messenger RNA, 8175 nt
Organism: Phycodurus eques (leafy seadragon)
Lineage: Eukaryota; Metazoa; Chordata; Actinopteri; Syngnathiformes; Syngnathidae
Product: piezo-type mechanosensitive ion channel component 2
Exons: 57
Coding region: 1-8175 (2724 amino acids)
Source: RefSeq, a predicted model, not a curated record